AUGCUUGCUCAGGGAAAACGAUUUAACGUCUACGCGCUGCAAGGUGGUGUUGGUAAGGCGGUGAGACCAGAAACAGAGCGGUUUUAUCACUUGGCACAUUUAGAAAGGGGCAUGAUAAGAAAAUUCGAAUUUGAAACUAUCGACUCAUGUAAAUACGGAUCAGUGCCUGCGUAUUACAGGCGAGAAGACCAGAUCUGUGCGGUUGAAACUUCCAUGUCAGGUGAAUUAACCGAGGGCUCAACAGGAUCACCGGUGGUGGGCAAAACUAGAAAUAGAACGGAGGUGUACGGUUUUGUCACCGCUAAAAUCUACCGAAAUUACGUCAGUUUCACGGCAAUGGUUCCAAACGUUGAAUUUCUGCAUGCGGCUGCAAGACAUUCGACCAGCAUGCCGGACGGUCGCAUCAGAAAGCUUCGACGAGCGGGGACAUCCUUCGAACUUGUCACCUGA
Molecule: messenger RNA, 450 nt
Organism: Soboliphyme baturini
Lineage: Eukaryota; Metazoa; Nematoda; Enoplea; Dioctophymatida; Soboliphymatidae
Source: the annotation of a GenBank genome assembly